UGGAGUUGCACACACGUUGUACCCCGGGGACACCGCUAGAGAUAUGGCGGGCAGUGGCGCCGCGCUCCACUCAAGAAAAUUUAGGCGCCACCGUCACUCAGUCACACAUUGACCGGCUCAAAGCCAACACCAAGGGCCUCCUCCGAUGACAACCGCCUUCACCAUGUCGGCCCUGCUGCUCUCCAUCCUGGGCCUCUCCGUGGGCAUCCCCCACUGCCCCAUGUGGAAGGAGAUCGCGCCCUGCACCUGCCGCAUGGACUCCACCAAGCUCACCACCAUCCACUGCGACAAGAUGACCUCCUACGACCAGGUGGUGCGCCUCCUCAAGGGCCACUUCGCGCCCGAGGACCGCGUCUCGCUCAAGAUCUCCUUCAGCAAGCUGGACGACCUGCCCUUCAGGGCCUUCAACGAGCUCAACAUCUCCAUCGAGAACCUCAAGCUCAACCACGACGGACUGGGGGAGCUGGCGGGAGACACUUUCGACGGACUCAACAGAGUCGUCUUCUUCAGCUUGGCCGAUAACCUCCUAGGGAAAGUACCGGAGCAUUUAUGGAAAAGGAUGCCGGGGGUGAGGACGGUCGAUCUGGGAAGGACCAAGAUCAAGGCACUCACCGGGUCCAGCUUCAAAGACCUCCCGGUGCAGUGCUUGGUCCUUGCCGGGAACUCCAUCUCCCAAAUGGACCAAGACUCCUUCCCCAAAGAAGUCCAACGGUUACACAUCGGACGUAACAACCUCAAAACCCUCAACAAAACUCUGACCAACCUUUCCGACCUCAUCUGGUUAUUUGCCAAUUCAAAUGAGCUAACAGACCUAGAAGGGGAGUUACCCCUUGAUGCCAAAAAACUGAAAAUGAUCCACUUUUCCAACAACAAGAUCGAGAAACUUCCUCAACAACUCAAAACCCUAACAUAUCUCGAAUCCCUUUUUUUCCAAUACAACCACAUCCAAAGUCUUGACGGCACGUUGGGAAAAGCGCGGAAACUCGUCCGUGUUGUUUUGGAACACAACAAUAUUAAGACAUUGACCAAAGAAGAUUUUACCGAAAACGAAAUACUCGAAUCUCUUAUUUUAGGCCACAAUGAGAUCACCUCCUUGAAUAACUCGCUUUUGAAUUUGAAAAAUUUGAAUUUUUUGAACAUGACGUUCAAUCAUCUUAGCGAGUUUUCGUUUCAAGAGAUUGUGGGCCUUCAGGAGUUGAAAAGUAUCGAUUUGUCGUACAACAGAAUCAAAACAUUAAUCGGACCGGCUACUAAUUUGGUCGAAUGGAACAUAAAAUUAACCGAACUUAAACUGGACCAUAACGAAAUUGAGUCACUAGAUGGCGCUUUGUCGGGUCUGCCCGAACUUUUGCGGCUCAAUUUAAGCUUCAAUAAGUUGCGAAGAAUAUCACCCGAUGAUCUGAUUGGUUUAGAUCAGUUGAGGUUGUUGGACGUGUCUCAUAAUUAUCUAACAACGUUGGAAGAAACGAGCAAAACUUUUCUUCCACGUUUGGAAGAGUUGAGAGCCAGUCACAAUUAUUUAACGAUUUUGGAAAGAGAUUUCCAUGGACUUCCAGUUUUGUGUCAUGCUGAUCUAUCAAAUAAUCAAAUUGUUGCACUUGGGAGGGAUUUAGUGAGCAAAACGAGGUGCAAAAUUGGUCAUGGGGUGCAUGAGGGAACGUGGGACACCCUUAAAAUAUAUUUACAAGACAACCCGAUUUUGUGCGAUGCCGCCCUUCCCGAAAUCAUGUCCUCGAUGGAAAUCAACCACACCCGCAUUUAUGGAGUGUCCCAUUGCCCUCCCAUGAGCGAGCAGCCUGUCACCAGCAAACCCAACGCUUUCCUGGGCUACAUCCCCGAAACCACCCCAUCCCUCCCCGCGGCCAUCGCCAGCCAAGCCGAGCCCAACAACCAGCUCAAACCCAUGUUCAAAACCUCCGCCUACGAGGCCAUCCAGCUCUCCGUCCCCCACAAAAACAACUUGGAGGACUCCGCCACCAAGAGCCAGCAAGUGGAUUUGCACCAGAACGACCAGUACCGGAUGGAGGAGCCGAAAAUCGACCCCGUGAAGCAGGAAAAGCAACUCACGAAGUUGGCGUCGGAGAUUGAGGAGUUGAGGAGUCGAGUGGAGGAGUUGGCCAAUCAGAAUCAGAUUCUGCUCAACCAGUCGAACAGGUCGACGGAGAGGCCGCCCAACGAUGGCGAGAGGAAGCCUUGAGGGGGCGAGUUAGUGCCUUUGUUUUUUACUGUAGUGUAGAUUCUGAUGCAAGUAACUUAUUGCUAGUCAUUUGUAGGAGAAACAAUCAGAAACUUAUGAUGAUGUUGAAAACAAAAGGGGUAGGAACGGGGGGCGAUCAAGUAUUGACUUUAGUUGUGAGUACAAUUUAUUAUUUAGAGCAGUAUGACAAUAAUGAGUGCCAUGGAUUUAUCGAAAUAUGUAUUUUUCUAGUAGUUGGAGACUUUUCUCUCAUUAUUAUUUGUUAGGUUCCAAUCCUGAACUCAUCCAGUAGUCACUAGUGAUGUAAAUAUUUUCAUUACUAACUUUUCUACCUUUUAGAUAAAUGACGACAUGCUGUCAUAGUCAUAGGCAAUUUGUGUGUAUUUAUAUUAUUAAAAAUAUACGUUAUUUUAUGAUAGAGACA
Molecule: messenger RNA, 2621 nt
Organism: Tribolium castaneum (red flour beetle)
Lineage: Eukaryota; Metazoa; Arthropoda; Insecta; Coleoptera; Tenebrionidae
Gene: ltl
Product: larval translucida
Exons: 7
Coding region: 146-2197 (683 amino acids)
Cellular component (GO): extracellular matrix
Molecular function (GO): protein binding
Source: RefSeq, a predicted model, not a curated record